Molecule: messenger RNA, 426 nt
Organism: Olea europaea var. sylvestris
Lineage: Eukaryota; Viridiplantae; Streptophyta; Magnoliopsida; Lamiales; Oleaceae
Product: serine/threonine-protein kinase AFC1-like
Exons: 5
Biological process (GO): protein phosphorylation
Cellular component (GO): nucleus
Molecular function (GO): ATP binding; protein kinase activity
Source: RefSeq, a predicted model, not a curated record
AUCCUUCCAACAAUAUAUCAGGGGAAAGAAAUUAACUCCUCGUUGUAUGUGAACUUGAAAUACUUAAGGGUGUUCUUAGGGAGUGCCUCAAGUGAUAGAAUACUCAGCAAAAUGUUGCAGGGGCUUUUGGGAAAGUCCUUGAAUGUUUGGCCAAUGAAAAGAAAGAGAUUAUUGCAAUUAUAUGAAAUUGUGUGCAAAUACCGAACUGGUUUGACUAUCGUUUUUGAGAAGCUUGGUCCAAGCUUAUACGAUUUUUUACACAAAAACAGCUAUCUUUCAUUUCCCAUUGAUCUUGUUCGGGAGUUUGACAGACAAUUUUUCGAAUCUGUGGCAUUUAUGCAUGAUCUGCAUCUGAUUCACACUGAUCUGAAACCAGAAAAUAUUCUUCUUGUUUUCACAGACUAUAUUAAAGUGUUAGAUUAUAAG